AUGGCGGCGAUGGUGGCGGUAUCCGGCUUACCGGAAAUGGACUUGGACUUGCAUCCAGCAAUGGAUGAUAAGGAGAUGGCUGAGAUCAGAUCAAUUGGAGAGAAACAUCAAAUGGAGUGGAAUGACACCAUGAAUUUGGUUACCUCCGCUUGGUGGUUCAAAUUCUUGAAAGCUAUGGAAAUUUCUCCUGAAGAUAAAACAGAGGAUUAUGGAUUAUUCUCUCCAUUCGAUGAAGUAAUUGAAUUUCCAGAUUGGUUGAACGCAAAUGAAAGCUGCUUGAAUGAUUAUUGUUCUGAUGACUACUUGCAGGAUUCCGCUUUGCCAUGGUAA
Messenger RNA from Fraxinus pennsylvanica, 330 nucleotides. The record is from the annotation of a GenBank genome assembly. Lineage: Eukaryota; Viridiplantae; Streptophyta; Magnoliopsida; Lamiales; Oleaceae.